Messenger RNA from Plasmodium adleri (nom. inval.), 822 nucleotides. Its product is annotated as adenylate kinase 2. Gene Ontology annotation, molecular function: ATP binding; AMP kinase activity. Bases 1 to 822 code for a protein of 273 amino acids. The transcript has a single exon. Gene Ontology annotation, biological process: nucleobase-containing compound metabolic process. The record is from RefSeq and is a predicted model, not a curated record. Gene Ontology annotation, cellular component: cytoplasm; mitochondrion. NCBI's taxonomy places the organism in Eukaryota, Apicomplexa, Aconoidasida, Haemosporida, Plasmodiidae.
AUGGGAUCAUGUUAUAGCAGAAAAAAUAAAGUAUCAACUAUAUCAUCAGAUGAAGAAAACACAAUCAAAAAAAAAAAAAAAAAUAUAUAUAUUUUAAAUGGAGCAUGUGGGUCAGGAAAAGAUACACAAUGCAGAUUAAUAGAAAAAAAAUACGAUUAUAAAAUAAUUUGUAUCAGUGAGUUAUUAAAAGAAUAUCAAGAAGAAUAUAAUAAAGGAAAUGUAUCAAAUGAAGAAGAAAAUUAUUUUGAUGAAAUACAAAAGUGUAUGAAAGAUGGAUCUUUAGUAAAUGAUAAAAUUGUUAUACAUAUAUUUCUUAAAAAGUUGAAUAAAUAUAUAAAUGAUGAUAAAUAUAAUGGUAUUAUAAUAAAUGGUUUUCCUAGAAAUUAUGAACAAGCUUUAUUAAUUAAACAAAACAAUAUAAAUAUAACAAAUUUUAUAAAUAUACAAGUAGAAAAAGAUACUCUAUGGAGAAGAAUAAAUAAUAGAAUUAUCGAUCCAAUUACAAAUAUAAGUUAUAAUGAAAAUAUUAUACAACUCAUUAAAAAAAAAAGAGAAGGACACAAAUUAUCAGACGAAGAAGAACAACAACUAAUCUUAGACAAUCAAAUAUAUAAUAAUAUAAGUAAUGAUAUUUUAGAAAGAUUAAUAAAAAGAGAAGAUGAUGAAGAACAGGUUUUUAAUAAAAGGUUUCAAUUAUAUAUAGAAAGUGAAGAAAAAAUUAAUUCUCUAUUUAAAAAUAUUUAUAAAAAUGUUGAUGGAGAAAAAUUGAUAAAUGACAUAUUUGAUCAAAUAUGCGUCAUAAUAGAUAACAACCCCAAUUAA